Perkinsus marinus ATCC 50983 is the source of this 2937-nucleotide messenger RNA. RefSeq lists its product as hypothetical. Lineage: Eukaryota; Perkinsozoa; Perkinsida; Perkinsidae. The transcript has 24 exons. Bases 1 to 2937 code for a protein of 978 amino acids. The record is from RefSeq and is a predicted model, not a curated record.
AUGCGAAGUCCUUGCAUCAUAGCUGCUGGGCUCGCACUGGUGGAAAAGCCUGCGGAUCCUGAUCCGGCAAGCGCUGAAAUGGAUUGGUUCCUUGCCAGGAUGCCAGAGAACACGGUCUUGACGGAGGGAAGGAAACAAGGGCCUCGUCUCGUGGAGUCUUGCUCACUCUCUUACAUAUUCUCGGCGAAAGGAGACCGCAUGGCCGGUGGUGAUGGAGGCAUCGUGGUCGGUGCUAAUGUUUGGUUACCUGAAUCGGAGCCUUCGAAGAGAGAAUGCACUCUUGAUUAUCUUUAUGAAUGGGACAAUGAACUACGAGGUUUGAAUCGUAUGCGAGCCCUCCUUAAUGUUCGCAGUAUUAUUUCCAUCACCCAAGUACUUGGGGAAGGGCUCACCUGCACUCAGCGACUUCAGAGAUACGGCAAACUAGGCUUGAUGUCAUCCCGACGACAAGGAAAUGAUUCGAAUUUCGAAAGCGACUUGCUCUCCGAUCUCACGAGUGCCUUGAGGGGUUCAUCAUCCAAUGAGAAAGGCAACGGCAAUUUAGCUAGCCACGUGGCAGAGAUCAAAGAUCAAGCUCUUGAGGGAAAUCUACAAGAGGUCGAUUUGAUGCAACAAGCUCCUGUGUUCGUUCGAGAAUAUGUAAAUUCUAUUCUCAAGUUUGUGAGACUAAAGACAUGCCCACCAGUUACUGCACGAAUUGGAAAUGAGGUUGUCACUGUAACCCUCCGCGUUACAUCAUCCGGGAAGCUAGAACUACACGAGAUCGAGACAAUAGGCUCACGAUCCUGGAGUAUUGAUGAUUUCUCUAAGGCAACUGCCGACCUACUGUACGGGAUUCAGAAGAGGGCUAGGCAGAUCACUACUGAUAAUCCGAUGGAAUCAUGUGAGCAACAACUAUUUAAGUUCGGUAAGGCUAUCGAGAAACACUGCGAAUCGAAUAAUGAUAAUGCGAAGCCGGCACUGGGUGAUGCACUAAAUAACCGUCAUUUGAACAGACUUGACAGAUCUUUCCUAAUGCGGAGUAUUCUUACUCUUGCACUUCCCCUCGCUGUGUAUGGUGCUAUGGGCCAAACGCACUCUGUAGGAAGACACAACAGGAAGUUAUCUGAACCGCUGAGAUGGUUACGGAAAGUGUUCCGUCGAGCCAGGGGCCAGUUGAAAGGAGUGAGGCACAGACCCCCGAGUCGGGCUGAGGGAGGAAGCUUAUCUGAGGUAAAGGAGUUCGCCGGAGACAGAAGCUCAGAGCUAGUUGAGUACCCAUAUGAAGACUUUGAGGAUGAGCAUCCAUCUUCUGUAUCAGAGAUUGAGUUCGAUAAAGAGGAGAAUGUUGAAAAGCAUCUAGCGGAAUCGUGCUCGCUCUCCUACUUGUCGCCUUCUAACAAUGGCAGCGUUGCUGGCAUCGUAACUUCUGCCAAUGUUUGGGCACUCGAUACCGUCCCUCGCUCAAGCAAGUGCGAAUUGGACUACCUCUAUUCCUGGAACAAUGAAAUACCAGGAUUCACUCGAAUGAAUGUCAUUUUCAACAUUCAUGAUAUUAUCCACUACACGCAGACCCUCGAGUCUGACGUUGAGUGUAGAGAACGUCUUAGAUUAUGGAGCUAUGCGGGACUAUUUAAUACUCGGCAAGGGAGGAAUCAGCGACAAUCAGGCCUGAUGGACCAUGUGGCCCAUGUAUGGGGAGAUGCGAUAUCAGCCCGUGAGCACGUUUCUACUGAUGUUGCUGAUAUUCUGAAGAAUGCCCGGCUGAAAAAUAUUGCUUACGCUCCUUUGGAGAAGGUUCCAAUUUUCAUACGCGAGUACGUCCUCGAUAAGGCGUUGUUGGCGGACACGUGCGUAGCAGCUACCAUAUCAAUUAAGAAUGAGGUUGUCACUGUAACCCUCCGCGUUGCAUCAUCCGGUAAGCUAGAACUACACGAGAUCGAGACAAUAGGCUCACGAUCCUGGAGUAUUGAUGAUUUCUCUAAGGCAACUGCCGACCUACUGUACGAGAUACAGAAGAGGGCUAGACAGAUCACUGAUGCAAAUCAAACGAGGUUGUGUGAGAGUCAGCUGUAUGAGUAUGCUAAAGAUAAGUGCUCGCUCAAAUCCAUCUACGCUCAAUCUGGUGCACCGGGCUCUGGUCCCGUGCCUUGUGGAGGUUUUAUUGUUAACGCAAGGGAGCUUAGCAGUGGCGCGUCAAGACAUACUGUUUUGAGCUCACUCUAUGCUUGGGAGAACAAGUACAGUGGCCUCAGUCUGAAACGAAUGAAUAUCAUUAUAGAUGUCGCUGAUAUCAUGCCCAGGAGACCCGAUAUGAAGGACGGCAGCGCGUGCGACGAUGAAAUCCAACUCUUCGGCACAGAUGCACACAUUCACGCUCGAAAGUCUCGAGUGGAUUUUGGGUCUAUCUUGCGCGGAGAGGAUCUUCUAGCUGAUCUCGCGGGUGCAGGAGGUGUGAGCGACGAGGUCGCAUCUGCACAAAAAAAGGCAAUAGAAGAUAGUGAGCUAAGGUUGGAUCCAACACUCGCCCCUUCCUACCUCUGGGGAGCGGUGCAUCAGCGAGUACAGGAACUGGAGGUGGAUAACAGCUACUACAUGUGCCCACCUGUCACCGCUACUAUCGAUGACAAGACGGUGACCUUCACGCUCGCUGCUAGGAAGCCGGAUGGUAAACUCAAGUUUCACAAGGCUGAGAUCACCAGAUCAAGUGAUUGGACUGGUGAUGAAGUAGAGGAGUCGAUACUGGACAAGCUGCAUGAGCUCGAGAAGAGAACCGCACAGGUAGAGGGAGCUCACGGGAAAGCCGCCUGUGAAGAACAACUCAUCGAGUAUGGCAAUAAUAUAAAGGAUGGUAAACAACUCACAGAAUCGCACGAGAAGAAACUAUCGGAUGGUGACGUGGCUGAGAGUCCCCUGGGCAAGGCAGUUCUCUCGAUCUAUCUCGCUUUCUUCGAUUAA